Marchantia polymorpha subsp. ruderalis is the source of this 2226-nucleotide messenger RNA. Lineage: Eukaryota; Viridiplantae; Streptophyta; Marchantiopsida; Marchantiales; Marchantiaceae. The record is from the annotation of a GenBank genome assembly.
CGGGUGGGACUGGAUGACGGUGCUUAAACCUUGCCCCGGGGGUGUGAAGGUUCGGGACGGUGCGGGUUCCGUGAGCUGGGCGGACAUUCAUUGUGGGGAGCUAUGCAAGCGACGAUUUGUCGAGAGAUGUGAGCGUCGUUGAGUCUAGCGUGGGCGGGGAAGAAUCAGAAAGACGACGACGACGAUGACAGCUGCUGCUGCUGCCAUGGCCACGGUGCCGGUGUCGUCUCAGCAUUUGGGAUUUCGUUCGAGCCAUUUCGUCGCUUUGCCUGGUGCUUGCCUGCCUCUGCCUCUGCCUCUGCCUCUGCGCUUGCGUCGUCGUCAGCAGCAGCAGCGCUCGGUCUCUCUGUCGGUCUCCGUCAGAGCCGUGCACGACGGCGCCUCCUCCUCCUCCUCUCAGUUUUGCAGGUCGCGCUUAGAAAACAUUAUCUCUGUGGUCGCAAGACAUCAGGCUACACACUUGGUGGUGCGACCUGGAUCACCAAGACAAAGAGACAGGGGCGGUCGACUUGCCCGUGCCGUAUACGAGGAUGAUAAUGGUCUUCCAGAUGACGCUAUCUCCGAUGGUCCUCUUGAAGAACCCGAGUACUUCAGCUACAAUGAUCCCAACACAGGCGAACCUGCUCCUACGUAUGGAAUUCGAACGCCUCUGCCGGACAGGCGCUUUUGGAAUGAGGACAUGGUCGACAUUACCAGAUCUACUCAAGCGACAACUCCCUUUGAUUCGUCACGGAUCGAUUUUAGUGAACCCUCGGAGAAGAGGAAAAUGUCAGGGGGCAGGAGGAGAAAGAACGACCUACCACCAACGGAAGCACAGAUUGCUCGUGCUAAGGAAGAAGAAGCUGAGAAUGAAGCCUUAUUACAGAGCUUGAAGGAAAAAUUCAGUUCCGAUGAGGAGGAUGAGCAGACAGAGAUUAGCUACGUCGACUCCGACGACGAGGAAGAGGAAGAAGAGGACGAAGAUGGAGAAGAGGAAGAAGAAGAUGAAGAUGGAGAAGGAGAGACGACUUCUACAGUUUUGGAUGUGGCUGUCGAAAGCCCCGACGAGUCCACCUUAGCUCUUGCUACAAUUGACAACGGCGAGGUAGAUCUGACCAAAGAUUCAAAGCCCUUAACAAACGAUGAACUGUGGUGGAAUUGGCGCAAACCUCCACCGGAUCAGAAACCUUGGAGUGCCUGGCAAAAGCGAGCAGGAGACUGUGAUACUGUCAUGGCAGCUGCUAUGGCAGAGACGGGGCAGAUUGAGCUUUUUGGAGAGAAACCUACAAUUGCCGAGGCGACUCUUGCACGUGCUCGAAAACGAGUUUUCUAUGCUGAGAGGAUGGAGGCCGAGGAGGCCAGGAAGAAGGAAAUUGGAGCCAUGGCAUACUACAAGGAGUGGGUAAAAAACUAUAAUGAGGAGACAUCUAAGGAAGCCGUCCAACGGCGCUUUGAAGAAACAGGAGAGGAGGAAGGUGUGCAGCUUCUUGACAUGUUUCAGCAUCAGACCAGAGAGGAGUAUCGCGUAAUGCAAGGAACGGAUAUCCGAAUUAGACGCGAUCCUCUGACAAUGCGUAUGAGAGAAGACCAAAUCAAGCAAGUUUGGGGAGGUGAUCCUGUGUACCCGACGGUAAACUACGAGCAGGAUCCUGAUUCAAUAGCCGAUUACAGGAACCCGAACAUGCAUGAGCCGAUACCGGACAUCGUAGAAAUGUUACGGGAGUCUGGGCGCUUGAUAACUCAAGAAGAAGUGAAGCGACUGCAAGAUUUGGAGAAGGCUCAGGAGUUGGAGUUUGCUGAGGAUGACAUGCUAUCUGGGGCUGUCGACAUUGGAGACGACGAAGAGGGUAAUGAUGAGGAAGACGAUGAUGAGGACGGAGAAGAUGAACUACCGGAGGUUCCAGUUGUUGCUACCAAGUCCAGCCAGCCGAAAUCGAGUGAACCCAUCGAGGCGGCGUUUAGGCUUGACGAGGAGGACGUGCCGAAGGUCGAGUUACUCGAAGACGAGGACGAGGAGAGUGAGUGACGUAGUUUUGUAGCAGAGCAUUUGAUCCGGAGCCCUUUAGUUCGUCAUAGCUGAGGUAAGGGGAAAAAAGAUAUUAGGCAAUGUAGAUCCAAGAUGACAGGGUUGAUAUUAUGACCCCCAAAGAGCCAAACAAAUCUGUACGUGGACGAUGUGCGUCAGAUUUAUUAUUAUGAAUCGAAAGAAAGAAUGUUCGACCUUCAUGUCUUUCGAGAGUUAUCUCG